Varanus komodoensis (Komodo dragon) is the source of this 898-nucleotide messenger RNA. RefSeq names its product FSHD region gene 1 (gene FRG1). Gene Ontology annotation, cellular component: catalytic step 2 spliceosome; striated muscle dense body; nucleolus. Gene Ontology annotation, molecular function: actin filament binding. The transcript is spliced from 9 exons. NCBI's taxonomy places the organism in Eukaryota, Metazoa, Chordata, Lepidosauria, Squamata, Varanidae. Bases 28 to 795 code for a protein of 255 amino acids. The record is from RefSeq and is a predicted model, not a curated record.
CGCGGUUUCCGUAGUACGUAAGUAAACAUGGCGGAGUAUUCCCUCGUUAAAAGGACCAAGCUGGUUCUUAAGGGGUCGAAGUCAAAAAGUAAGAAAAAAAAUAAAGAUAAAAAAAGGAAAAGAGAAGAAAAUGUUGAAGAUCAGCUUGAUAUUGUUGAAGGCUGGUGGACGGUAACAAAUUUUGGUGACAUCACAGGAACCGUAGCAAUAGAGAUGGGUCUUGGAACCUAUAUCAGUGCCCUUGACAAUGGUCUUUUUACUCUUGGAAUCCCACAUAAAGAUGAAGGUCCUACACCUCCUGAACAAUUUACUGCUGUCAAGCUGUCGGAAACAAGAAUUGCACUGAAAUCAGGCUAUGGCAAGUACCUUGGCAUUAAUUCCGAUGGGCUGGUCAUUGGACGUUCUGAUGCAAUUGGUACGAGGGAGCAGUGGGAGCCAGUGUUUGAAGAGGGAAAAAUGGCUCUCUUAGCAGCAAACAGUUGCUUUAUCAGCUGUAAUGAAGAAGGUGAUAUUGUAGCCAAAAGUAAAACAGCAGGCAAUGAGGAAAUGCUUAAGAUCCGAACAAUUGCUGAAAGAGAAGCCAAGCAAAAAGAUGACAUUCCACCAGAAGACAAAGGAAAUGUUAAGCAAUGUGAAAUCAACUACGUGAAGAAGUUUCAGAGUUUUCAAGACCGUAAACUCAAAGUAAGCCAAGAAGACACAAAAGCUCUGAACAAAGCUAGGAAAGAAGGCACUUUUCAUGAGACCUUGCUGGACAGGAGAGCAAAAUUGAAAGCUGAUAGAUACUGCAAAUAGUCAGAAGAGCAGCUGGCCUGUUCAUGUCCUGUCUUCUUCCUUUAUUGGUGGUUCUUUGUGUAAAUUCGUUUGAAUAAAACUUUUUUGUUGGAGUACCUUUUAA